UUCCAUCCUCUUUUUACCUUUUUUUGUUUCUCGGCCUGGUGCCACCUUAAUUCAAUCUUUAUUCACUAUUACCAAAAUCUCGUAGCCGGUCUACACCCCCCUCAAACGUAAUCUUCAGCUCUACUUGCUCGAUACACAACACCAAACAAACCCGAUAAACCCGCAUAAUCGACUUUCGUCAACGAUCUUUCUACCGCUUCAUCAGCAAUCACUUCAUCGUCUAUCCAUUAGUUUGGCCAGGACGCAUUACAAGACUCAUCAGUCAUCAUAAUUCAACUACUACCGAAAGUUUAAGAUCGAAAACUCAAUCACAAUGGCCGCUAUCCAGCUUAACUUCACUCUCCGCACUUCCGCCAACUGCAAGACCGUCCACCUUCUCGGUUCCUGGGACGGCUACCAGGGCCAGCUUCCUCUUUCCAAGGACCCCAAGAAGACUGGUGGUUGGGUCGGCUGCUUCAAGUUCCAGGGUGCCACUCUCAAGCAGGGCCAACGCUACUGGUACUACUACAUCAUCGACGGCUACCACGUCUCCCACGACCCCGCCAAGGACCACACCACCGAGCCCACCACCGGCCGCAAGCUCAACAUCAUCGACAUCCCGUCCAAGUCCGUCGCCGCUCCCGCCAAGUCCUCCCGCGAGUCCCGCCGCGCUUCCCAGAACAUCCCCAAGGGCCGUGGUGUCUCCCCCAGCCGCAUUGUCGCCCCCAAGCCCCAGCGCCCCGGCCAGACCCGCCAGGUCAUCAACACCCAGUACAACCAGACCACCCUCGAGGAGCUCAACCGCCGCUUUGCCCGCCAAGACAUCAACUCCGACUCCGAGGAUGACUCCGAUUCUGACGCCGGCUCUGACGUGCCCUCGCUCACCUCUUCGCGCUCUUCCGGCAGCUCCUCACCAUCCAGCGUCAGCUCUGGUAGCUCAUGCUGCACAUGCGAGCGCUACGGAAUCACACGCAAGGGUGACCGCGUCAAGCUCGACUGUGGAGGUGCCCGCUGCUCUUUCUCCGACGAGUCGGACGAGUGCAGCUCCGAGGACGAGUACGUCUACGAGCAGAAGCAGACCCGCCGCCACGGUGUUGUCAUCCGCAACUAAGUGCAUCAACCUCAAGUGCCAACCAAACGACUGCAAGAAGCCCCACAACCCUUGCAGUACCUAUUACGACCAUUCUACGUUUCUCGAUCUUUAAUUCUUUCUGUGCAUAUUAUGACGACCUCUUUACGAUUUGUUUUGGACCCUGACGCUCUUUUUGUAAGACGCGCUUUUAUUGCUGCUGGUAUUGGAGUACGGAGGAAGAGCAGUAGGGAAGACGGCUUCUAUGCCUCGAACGAACAGACUAGAAAACAUCACGAUGGAGUUACAGCUCAUCGAACCAUGAUGUUGGAGAAGACACGCUCAUGUAGAUAUGAUCAAUUACAUGGCUCGUGUACUAUAUUCA
This is a messenger RNA of Macroventuria anomochaeta, 1433 nucleotides long. RefSeq lists its product as uncharacterized. The record is from RefSeq and is a predicted model, not a curated record. Lineage: Eukaryota; Fungi; Ascomycota; Dothideomycetes; Pleosporales; Didymellaceae. The transcript has a single exon. Bases 314 to 1090 code for a protein of 258 amino acids.